AGAGACUUCUUUCUUCGCACAUGUCACCUCUUCCGCGCACGUCAAAUUCAGUCGCGUUCGACACAGGAGUCUCCGAUUCGUCGCAAGACAGAAGGCGAUCAAGCGUCUACUCGGUGGACUCAACCGUAUGGCAGGACGACGUCGUUCCCCUCUACCGCCAUAACGAGCACUUUCCCGGCUAUACCGGACACGUUCCCAAGCUCAAUCAAACCCAUGGAACUAGAUACAGCCACGCUUCCCGCAUGGCCUUGCAGACUCCCCCGUCGCUUGAUCGGCCUCCCGUGAUGUUCUACCAGGGCAAGAGAGCGCGCAGAGUCAUCAGCUCCACCCACCUGUUGCCCGGCAACACCUUCAGCGGCCUCGCAAAACCUACUGGGGAGAAGGGAAGGGGAGACAAGACGCCGGCAGAAGACGGUCUUCAUACUUACCUUCAAGGCAGCCACGUCGACCUGGCAGCUUACUACAAAUCAUUGUCCGCAAAGAACUACAGUCAGCUCCUUAUCAAAUCCGGCUCACCUGCCAAGAUUCGAUCGAACAUCGAUAUCGGGGAUAGGUUCUACUGGAGCGGGCCUCAUAUGUGGCAGACUACGUACCUCGAGAGCUUCCCCAAGCAGAUGACAGGAGGCAGUGUGACCAAGGAGAACGUUAAGGGAGUUGAGAAGAUCGUACUGCAGCAGAAGAAUAACGCUCUCCUUGCCUCCCGGGCGCAGUCCAACGAGGAGAAGAAGUAUCAGUACAAACUGUUGCAGGCUGUUGUGGGGCAGAAGAGACUAGAUCAACUGCAGAAAGCAGUGACAGAGAAAGUUCGACAGGCUACCAACGCAGGGAUAUCGGAGCUGCUGCACAUGUUCAAGCUCUACGACAGAGACGGGACGGGGUACAUCACAGCAGACAAGUUCAUGCACACCAUCCGCAAGCUGGGGAUCUACCUGAGCUCGACAGAGGCUGCGGCUCUCUUUGGACGGUAUGACGCGGACCAAGAGGAGGACGUCACUUUCUACGAGUUCCUCGACAACUUCCUUGAAAAAACCGAAGAAGACGAGCAGUGAAAUACAGUCGUUGACCUAGAUAUUCUCAUGCAGUACUGUAAAUGCUCACAUGGAGUUCCGCCUCAAACUUUGAAGAAGGUCUAGCUUGUUCCGCGUUGUGCAGAACUUGGUGUACGCCUGCUUGAAGUGUGAAGAGGACGAAUGAACAUGGUUAAGCUCCGAC
Guillardia theta CCMP2712 is the source of this 1212-nucleotide messenger RNA. RefSeq lists its product as hypothetical. Lineage: Eukaryota; Cryptophyceae; Pyrenomonadales; Geminigeraceae. The record is from RefSeq and is a predicted model, not a curated record. Bases 21 to 1049 code for a protein of 342 amino acids. The transcript is spliced from 12 exons. Gene Ontology annotation, molecular function: calcium ion binding.